This is a messenger RNA of Ilyonectria robusta, 534 nucleotides long. RefSeq lists its product as uncharacterized. The transcript has a single exon. The record is from RefSeq and is a predicted model, not a curated record. NCBI's taxonomy places the organism in Eukaryota, Fungi, Ascomycota, Sordariomycetes, Hypocreales, Nectriaceae. The annotation marks the transcript as partial.
AUUCUUGACGUUGUAGAUGACUUUGGCAGCAUAGACAUUCAACAAGAAACGCAGCAUUUUCGCCUGGAAAACAACUUGGUGUCUGAGCUGGCAAACUUGUUCACCGAAAGCCAGUUAGGCCCGAGAGAGGAUGCCUUGUUGUGUGUCUUGCCUCCGAUUAUAUCUCGACUGACGCUGUCCUCCGCAGGAAGUGCCUUAGCAGCAGCUAGGAAAAGUGCGAAUCAGCAUCGAAGGCGUGAUGAGUGGAUGCAGGCAGAGACAGUGCUGAGAUGGGCAUGGAGAAUUUGCACCGAACCUCAGCCUUCUCGGGCAAGUGCAGACCGGCCGAUCCUCGCGCAUAAACAUACCGAACGAGCAGCAAUUGCAUUAGGCGAGAUAUACCGGUGGGCGUUACAAGGUAACGAUACAACAAAAAAGUUCGGCCUCGACGGUAUUAAAUGGCUCUCAGGCCAGAAAUCCGGCCGCAGUCAACCACUCACCGUAGCUGUUGACAAGAUCAUAGAUCGUUACAAUGGCAUUGCAGGGAAGGUUGAC